This is a messenger RNA of Xenia sp. Carnegie-2017, 2751 nucleotides long. Its product is annotated as elongation factor 2-like. Gene Ontology annotation, biological process: translational elongation. Bases 113 to 2635 code for a protein of 840 amino acids. Gene Ontology annotation, cellular component: cytosol; ribonucleoprotein complex. The record is from RefSeq and is a predicted model, not a curated record. The transcript is spliced from 15 exons. Lineage: Eukaryota; Metazoa; Cnidaria; Anthozoa; Malacalcyonacea; Xeniidae. Gene Ontology annotation, molecular function: ribosome binding; GTPase activity; translation elongation factor activity.
CACCAUUCUUCCGGAUUUUAUGUGCGGCUGGACAUUUGAGUGUUCUCUUCAAUUCCUAGCCGUCUUAGGCACUUUGUAAUUAUAAAGGCGGCCAACUAAACCAAGAUAAAAAAUGGUGAACUUUACAGUUGACCAGAUCCGUUCAAUUAUGGACAAGAAAGCCAACAUCAGAAACAUGUCUGUCAUUGCUCAUGUGGAUCAUGGCAAAUCAACAUUGACUGACUCUCUUGUCAGUAAGGCUGGUAUCAUAGCAUCUCAGAAAGCUGGUGAAGCUAGGUUCACUGAUACACGUAAAGAUGAACAAGAACGUUGCAUCACAAUUAAAUCCACGGCCAUCUCCAUGUACUAUGAGCUAAGUGAAAAGGACAUGGAUUAUAUUGAACAAGAAAAGGAUGGUAAUGGCUUCUUGAUCAACCUCAUCGAUUCUCCAGGUCAUGUUGAUUUCUCAUCUGAGGUAACAGCCGCACUUCGUGUCACUGAUGGUGCUUUGGUUGUUGUGGAUUGUGUCAGUGGUGUGUGUGUUCAGACGGAGACUGUGCUGCGUCAGGCUAUUGCAGAAAGAAUCAAGCCAGUCUUGUUUAUGAAUAAAAUGGACCGUGCCCUGCUUGAGUUGCAGUUGGAACAAGAAGAUCUUUACCAGACCUUCCAGCGUAUUGUUGAAAGUGUCAAUGUCAUCAUUGCAACUUACAGUACAGAGGAUGGACCAAUGGGAAAUAUCCAGGUUGAUCCAACCAAAGGAACUGUUGGUUUUGGAUCAGGUCUUCAUGGCUGGGCUUUCACUAUGAAGCAGUUUGCUGAGUUUUAUUCUGCCAAGUUCAAGAUAGAACCAGCAAAACUAAUGAAGCGUCUCUGGGGAGAUCAAUUCUACAAUGCCAAGGACAGAAAAUGGUCCAAGUCUUAUUCUGAAGGAUAUGUACGUGGUUUCAAUCAGUUUAUCUUGGAUCCAAUAUACAAGGUGUUUGAUGCAAUUAUGAAUUUCAAAAAGGAAGAGACCACAAAACUUCUGGAGAAGUUGAAUGUGAAAUUAGGAGGCGAUGACAAGGAUAAAGAGGGCAAACCAUUGUUGAAAGCUGUGAUGAGAACAUGGCUGCAAGCUGGUGAAGCAUUGCUUCAGAUGAUCACAAUUCACUUGCCUUCACCUAUUACCGCACAGAAGUAUCGUAUGGAAAUGUUGUAUGAAGGACCUCACGAUGAUCCUGUUGCCCUUGGCAUCAAGAACUGCGAUCCCAAGGCACCACUAUGUAUGUAUGUGUCAAAAAUGGUGCCAACCAAUGACAAAGGUCGUUUUUAUGCCUUUGGUCGAGUCUUCUCUGGUAUUGUGUCGACAGGACAAAAGGUGCGCAUCAUGGGACCAAACUAUGUGCCUGGAAAGAAAGAAGAUUUGUACAACAAGCCCAUUCAGCGAACAAUCUUGAUGAUGGGUCGAUAUAUUGAGCCCAUUGAAGAUGUACCAUGUGGCAACAUUGUUGGCCUUGUUGGUGUUGAUCAAUACUUGGUGAAGACUGGUACGAUCACAACAUAUGAAAAUGCCCACAAUUUAAAGGUGAUGAAGUUCAGCGUAUCUCCUGUUGUCCGUGUUGCUGUUGAACCUAAGAAUCCUGCUGAAUUGCCCAAACUUGUUGAGGGUUUGAAAAGAUUGGCGAAAUCUGAUCCUAUGGUCCAAUGCCUAAUUGAGGAAAGCGGAGAACAUAUUGUUGCUGGGGCUGGUGAAUUGCAUCUUGAGAUUUGUUUAAAAGAUUUGGAAGAAGAUCAUGCUGGUAUUCCAUUGAAGAAGUCCGACCCUGUUGUCUCGUAUCGUGAGACUGUGACGGCUGAAUCAAGCCAAGUUUGUUUAUCAAAAUCUCCCAACAAACACAACAGAUUGUUUAUGAAAGCUGCACCGUUGCCUGAUGGUCUUCCAGAAGAUAUUGACAAAGGCGAUGUUUACCCAACUCAGGAUAUGAAGGCUCGCGCGCGAUAUUUGGCUGAGAAGUACGAUUUUGACCUUUCCGAAGCCCGUAAGAUCUGGUGCUUUGGUCCCGAGACCAGUGGUCCCAACAUGGUCAUCGACGUCUCCAAGGGAGUACAGUACUUGAACGAGAUCAAGGACAGUGUGAUUGGCGGUUUCCAGUGGGCCUCAAAGGAAGGACCUCUGUGCGAAGAGAAUUUGCGUGGUGUACGAUUUAAUAUUCAUGACGUUACUCUUCAUGCUGACGCUAUUCAUCGCGGUGCUGGUCAGAUCAUGCCCACGGCCAGACGUUGCAUUUAUGCGUGCGUAUUGACUGCUUCACCGGGUCUUCUUGAGCCCGUGUACUUGUGCGAGAUUCAGUGUCCUGAAAAUGCUGUGGGUGGAAUUUAUGGCGUGUUGAAUAGGCGCCGCGGUCAUGUAUUCGAAGAAAAUCAAGUUGCUGGCACUCCUAUGUUUGUUGUAAAGUCAUACCUACCUGUCAACGAGUCGUUUGGAUUUACUGCCGACCUUCGUUCGAACACUGGUGGCCAGGCCUUCCCGCAAUGCGUGUUUGAUCACUGGCAGACUUUGCCCGGGGAUAUUGGGGAUCCAAGUUCGAGACCUGGUAAGGUUGUAGCAGAAACAAGAAAGAGAAAAGGUUUGAGUGAAGGGAUCCCUUCAUUGGAUAAGUAUCUGGACAAAUUGUAAAGCAAUUUAGCAAUUUGUGUGUAUUAUCCUACUUAAAUAAUAAAUUUUAUAGAAUUUGGAUGUCAACAUACACAAUACCUUUACUGUACUACUCUAUAUAAAAUACUUAAAAGCAA